Messenger RNA from Labrus mixtus (cuckoo wrasse), 2467 nucleotides. RefSeq names its product bora aurora kinase A activator (gene bora). The transcript is spliced from 12 exons. The record is from RefSeq and is a predicted model, not a curated record. NCBI's taxonomy places the organism in Eukaryota, Metazoa, Chordata, Actinopteri, Labriformes, Labridae. Bases 135 to 1772 code for a protein of 545 amino acids. Gene Ontology annotation, molecular function: protein kinase binding. Gene Ontology annotation, biological process: regulation of mitotic spindle organization; activation of protein kinase activity; regulation of mitotic nuclear division. Gene Ontology annotation, cellular component: nucleus; cytoplasm.
GGCCUUGUGGGGCGAAAUUGAAAUAAACGUUUGAACCUUCUCUGUACAGCUUGUUUUGCUUUCUGACUCUUUAAAGAAGAUUGUGUGGUGUUUUUUUUGAGCCGUGUGGUCAAAGUCCGGGCUCGUCAACAAUUAUGGGAGACCAUGUCGAGUUACAAAUUACUCCAGAGACUCCAGGCAGGCCGUCUGUUAGAAACCCCUUUGAGAGUCCCAAUGACUACCACCACCUCAGAGAAGCCCUGGUUCCCAGUCCGUCUGUCUUCAAGUCAAGGCCGUGUAAAGCUACUCCUCCUAAAUUCAACUGGUCUAUUGAUGAAAUGGCCAGUCUCCAGCCAGUCCACAUAGACCAAGAGGAAAUCCAGCGACAAUCUUUUUACCUAAGCCAGACAAGGAUGGAUUCAGACAUUGAGGAAAAGCGUCAGAAUGCUAUUGAGCAGUUUUUCACCAAAGGAGCCAUUGUGCCCUCCCCCUGGGCAGCACCAGACACCCGCAAAGGCCAUCUGUUAUAUAAAAAAAGUUGCAUGUCUCCGAUGAUUGCAGAAGAGCCAGAAAAAGUCUCAGUUGCUUGUCAAACGACUCUUUCCUUACCGUUGGCUUUCGAUUUGGAGAAAAUACUUGGGGAGUAUUACCGCCAGGAAGAGGCCUGUGAUGCAGUGCAAGAGAGUCUCAGUUCUUCCUCCUUAAGAAGGAAACUCUUCCUCGACGGGCAGGGUAGUUACAGUGGCUCGGACAGCUCAAGCCCCCCGAGCCCAGAGAGAAGCCACGCCAUGCAGGAGAGACCUUCUCUGACCAGAGGAGAGGAAGCUGCGGGAGGGGUUGAACCUAUAUUGUCUAUCUUUUCUUCACCUUCGUCCUGUGGUGUGACUGCUCAGACUCCAUCUACGGGUCAGUUCUCGUCCAGUCCCAUCCAGCAUGGCUGCUUCCGGGACUGCAGCCUUGGCAGCAUCACCAGUCCCUUUUUCCCUGAUAGGUCAUCUCCUGCUCGUCUGGUCUCGCCUACAAUCUCUCCUAUUGUUGCACAUGCAGCACGCACACCCAUUGGCUCAGCUGAGAGGAAGCAGCCAAACCAUUUGACCCCACAAGGCGUUCCCCUGGACAUGGACGUCCCUUCCUGCAACGAGAGCCCAUUUGUAGAGGGUUGCUCUCCCAUUCGUAGCUGCUCUCCACACCAGCUUCAAUGCAAAAAUGAGCCCCAACAUAACGCCAGGCCAAAGCCCAGACCCCGAGUCCGCUGCUGGGCCUCACCUCCCCUCAUCUCCCCGAUCCUGAACCCUAGACUCCAAGACAACCAGGAGGCGGAGGAGCAACUAUCGUCCAUCUCGUCCUCUUCUUCUCUGCCCCCUAUGGAGCUUGAUCCGUCUUCUCCGAUGCCUUGCAACACUCGCCCCGCUGUCUUAGAGCGAGUCAGCCUUGAUCUCAUGGAACCUGUGAAAAUGGAGGAGGACAAAGAGAUGGGGGUGGAUGGGAGGCUGGAGGAUGAAGAGGAGGAAAGUGGAGGGCCUUUGGGGCAGCUGACAAGCUCUCGUAUGGGAAAUGUGUCGGCAACAGAAAGCUCUCAUAUGUUUGUGUCUCUUCUGGCAGAGGGGAGCAGCAUACGCUACGAUUCCAGCAUGCAGGUGGAUAGCGGGUACAACACAGCAGGCACAGCCAGUCUCAUUGAUGUCCUUAACUCGGACUGUCACAGCAAAGAGUCCUUCAUUUCAAACCUGGCAGAUGACACCUUCCAGGCGACACGACACACUAAAGUAAAGGUGUUUUAUGCUCACCACUGAGCCAGCGGAUUGAUGCGUUUAAAGGGACGCCUCUUCCAGUGAGAGCUCAAAAGCGUUAUUUUGCAAUCAAAUUCAACAAAGUUUACACUAUCUUUAUGGCAUUUAUGUCAAAUGAAACCUGAUUAGAACGGAGAACAGGUUGAUUCUUCUGAACGCAUUACUAUCUUAAUAUUUUAAUAUCACAGGAAGAGGACCUGCUUAUUGUCUCGUCAGUCCUACUGUAAAACACUGAACACGGUUUCAUCCGAAGUCAUGAGUAUAUUUAGAUCCACUCUGCUGCUUCAGAAAAGGGACAAGGAAAAAAAAAAAAAGAAGUGAACUCUGUGUCCAACAUGCACAACAUUAACCUCUUGAAUGCUGUAGUGAUGCUUACAUCAUUUCAAUUUUCUAUGGUGCUAAUAUGGUUGACUUAAUAGAUCCUGACUCUCAGAUGACAGAUAUGUACUGUAUAUAAGUUUUUAUGAAAAGUGUUUCCCUGAUGUUUUUACACGAGAGCUUUUUUUAUGAAGUCAAAACUGUUAAUUCAGGAUACCUGUGGUUCUUAUUUGGAUUGUUAAGAGUAUUUAUACCUGAAUAAGAUAUACUGAAUAAUGCCACUUGGGAAUCAAACUUGAUGAGCCAUUUUGUUUACCAUAUUUUGUAUACUUAACCACGAGCUGGAUUGUUGUCACAUUAAAUUAACUUGAAAUCGUUGA